AUGCCGUUGAGAGAACCGGAGCGGAACCAGGUCCAAGAGCAACCGUCACAGCCAGUAGCCGAGCUAGAAGGCGAUGUCACCGCUGAUGCGGAAAUACACCUAGUGGACUUGCACGCGUACAUUCGUUUUCGAAACGAGGACGGUGACGCUGUUCCCCGAGACGUUCAUGAUCUUCCACAACCUGUCCAAACAGCGCUCGAAGACCGCUUCAAGGCCAUGUGGGACUGCAAAGAGGGAAGGGUCAAAGAGUACGGCAGAAUCACCUCGAAGCCAGAGUUGUACACCGACAAGGAGUAUUGUAUCCGCAACCUCAUCAUCCGUGGUUCGAGGGUCAGGGGCACCAUGUUCGGGCACGGCGGCAAGCACAAGAAAUCCGCGUGCGAUAAAUGCAUCAACAGCGGCCACCCCUGCGCCCACGUCAUCAAGGUCAACGACGAGUUCGGAAAACUCUUCGUCCCUCUACCUCGAGCUCUGAGGAAGGGGCAGAACUGGGAUGAGCUCGGGUACUGGGUCGUGGAGAAGUGA
Molecule: messenger RNA, 525 nt
Organism: Alternaria novae-zelandiae
Lineage: Eukaryota; Fungi; Ascomycota; Dothideomycetes; Pleosporales; Pleosporaceae
Exons: 3
Coding region: 1-525 (174 amino acids)
Source: RefSeq, a predicted model, not a curated record